Molecule: messenger RNA, 2239 nt
Organism: Kickxella alabastrina
Lineage: Eukaryota; Fungi; Kickxellomycota; Kickxellomycetes; Kickxellales; Kickxellaceae
Exons: 4
Coding region: 99-2171 (690 amino acids)
Source: RefSeq, a predicted model, not a curated record
UUUUUCUUGUAUCUUUUCCGCCCUCAAAUACAUAUAAUUUUUUUCACUCACACAAAUUGCCUUUCCUUUUUCAGGUUCCCUUUUCAUUUGGUUUUGUAAUGAUGAGCUCGACGCCGAAUCAAACUCCAAACGCAUCCGAGCAAGCAAGGAAACGACAGACUCGCAGGGACGAGAAUAUCCGCAAAAAGGCAGAAACCGACCUCAACAAAAAGAUGAACCAAAACAGACAAAGGGCCGCCGCCGCCGCCGCCGACGCACCGCAGAACUCGGGCGCAGGGGCAGGCAGCUCAGGUGCAGCCGGACGCAAGCGUGGGCCGGCCGUGGCAGCCGGCACAGUGGCAGCGCUGCGGCCAGCGCCAGCGCUGACAGUGCGUGAUGGUAUCUCGAUUACCGAGGCAGCGCAGCUGAUGGCGGCAAAGCGUGCAGACAGCGUGCUCGUGGUCGACGACGAGGAGCGGCUUGCAGGCAUCUUCACAGCCAAGGACGUGGCAUUCCGCGUCGUGGCCGAGGGCCUGGACGCCAGGACAACGCACGUGCGCGACAUUGCGACGCGCGACCCGCUGUGCGUAACCAGCGACACGCCGGCGACAGACGCACUCAACACGAUGGUUGCACGUGGGUUCCGGCAUCUGCCGGUGUGCAACGAGGAGGGCGACGUUGUCGGGUUGCUGGACGUCAUCCGCUGCAUGUACGAGGCGCUGGACAAGAUGGAGCGCGCGCACAAGUCGUCCAAGGCCUUGUACGCGGCCAUCGAGGGCGUCGAGAAGGAGUGGAGCGGCCAGUCGGCGCAGAUGCUCAACUUUGCCAGCACGCUGCGCGAGCGCAUGAGCUUCCCCGACAUGACCACAGUGCUAGACGGCAACGACCCGGUCAUUGUCAGCCCCAAGACGCCCGUUAUGGAGAUUGCGCGGCUGAUGCGCGCGCACCGCGUCACUGCCAGCCUAGUGGUCGACGAAGACACCGGCAACAUUGCCGGCAUCUUCACAAGCAAGGACAUUGUGCUGCGCGUCAUCGCCGCCGGCCUCGACCCGCGCACCUGCAGCGUCGUGCGCGUCAUGACACCGCACCCAGACACUGUGCUGCCGACGACAUCGCUGAUCGACGCGCUCAAGCGCAUGUACGAGCGCCACUACCUCAACUUACCGGUCGUCGACGAGGCCGGCGAGAUUAUGGGCCUGGUCGACGUGCUGCGCCUGUGCUACGCUACGUUGGAGCAGAUGAAGUCCAUCCAGGGCAGCGGCAACGAGGACCUCAAUGCCGCCGGCGGCCCCAUGUGCGGCACGCUGCCGCCGGAGCUCGGCGGCCCCGCGUCGACCAUCAGCGACACUAUACAUCACUCGCAGGUGGGCGCGUAUAGCCAGGGCGCGCCGUCCUUCGUCGACGGCACCGCGCGCCUCGCGUCCGAGGUGUACCCGAAUGAGUCAGCAUCGAUGAUCGAGGACAUCCACUCGGCAGUCAACUCGCGCGUCGGCGAGCAGGAGAUCUACGGCUACGGGUACCCGGAUCCCAACGCCGCCCAGUACGCCGCGUACAACAGCCAAAUGAUGAUGAUGCAGCAGGCGCAGCAGCUCCAGAUGCAGCAGCAAAUGCAGCAGCAGAUGAUGCAGAUGCCCGGCCACUUUAACGCCGCGCAGCAGGCGUACUCUAACCUGGGCAGCCAGACCAUGUUCAGCCAGCACGGUCAGUCGCAGGCGCAGCUGCCGGGCGCUCCUGACGGCCACUACGUGUUCAAGCUGAAGACACCGUCAGGCAAGACCCAUCGCUUCACGGCGCCCUCCACGGACCUCGACUUUGUGCGCACAGCGUGCGUCAAUAAACUCUUGUCCGAGGGAGUGCGAGAGGCACAGAUCAUUGUUGACGAGUCCGGUCUGGCAUAUGUCGACGACGAGGGCGAUUUCGUGCACAUUACUGGUGCUUCGGACUUGGCUGAUGCCAUUGAUUUGGCUAAUCGCGAUGGUAAAGGACGCGUUGUGCUCCAGAUCAAUCCCAGAGCGCUGGUGUAUAUUGACGAGAAGGAGGAGGAGAAGGCGGAUACCUCUGCGCUAGCUAGUGGCGAGGCCCUCGGCCCCCUGGGUAUUCCCGAAAAGUACCUGGUGCCCACAGCCGUUGGCGGCGGAUUCGUCACCGCCCUCUUCUGCGUCUGGCUGGCUGUGAAGCUCUCCAAGAACUAGACAUUUGCCUCACGCAUAGUUUUUGGUUCAUAUGUGCGAUUGAAUUUUUAUGAAUAAAUGAAUGAAAC